GCGGACCGGAGAAGACGCCGCGUUAUCCAUCUCUCCCGGGCGCGGAACUCUCUUUUUCCAUCUCACGCCAUUUCCCCGGGACGUUUAUUGAUGCUUCUCUUUAUUAACAGUUUUUUUUUUUCCCCCUUUUUUUAAGACGACCCUCUAGAGCUCUGCAGGUGCUCCUCUGCCGCCGGACCUGUUAGCACCUCCGGGAAACGAUCUGUCAUCAACGUGUUUGUGUGUGUGUGUGUGUUUGGGGAAGAGAGAGAGAGAGAGCCCAUUCCGCCUCGUACCUGUGCAAUUUCGUCGGGCGUUUUUUUGAAGUGCGGAAGAGGUGUGCACCGUAUGUCAGCAGUGGUGUUGUUGCGUCGGAAAUCUACUGACUGCAAGUGAUGCGUUGUUGCGUUAUUGUUGUUCUUCGAAACGAAACGAGUAUACCGUGAGAUAGACAUAAACCUCCCCCGCAUAUCAGUCAAACAAGUGAUGAGCGAAAGUGAUUUUUGGAUCGGAGGGGAAGAAUUUCAUACUUAUUGAUAAAUCGCUCCUUCCCUCGCAAGCUUUUUGGGAGAGAACUGGUUCAUUCCCCUCUCACAGCAGCAGCAGCAGCAGCACCGCCAGCAGGAAUACCUCACUGACACCUCCUGACGGAUUUCACCCUGCUGCGGAAGAUGUGAUGAUUGAUUUGGCCAGCUGGUUCACGCUGGGGAUGACAUACGAACACUGAAAAAAAUAAAUUACAAACAAAGCAAGCAUCCGAACAGGUUGGAAUCGAUGUUCGAUAGAUAGUUGCAAACGGACGAGAGAGUGUUGUGUGUGUGUGCUCGCACGAGAGAGAGAAAGAGUGAGAGAGAGCGAGAGACGGGUGGGAGAGAGAGAGAGAGAAUAUGCACCCAGGUUGAGUGAUGAUGUCAGACAAGAGAGUGAGCUAGAGAGAGAGAGAAAGAGAAGGGCAGAAUUAAUGGACGUAAGCCUCUGAAAUGUAUUCAAACACUUUCUAAUGAAUAAUUGACGCGAUGUGGAAACUGCCAUCCCUCUGUCCUAUGAGGAAAAGUCAACAGUGCUUGUAUAAAAUUGCUCUCUUUCCACAUGCUUUUUAAAAUGUCUUUUGCCUGGGGCCCGCUUUGAUCUCGUUUGAUUUCACUAAAGUCGAGAUAAAAAAAAAAAAACUUGAACGCUUGUAUACGUCGAUCUUAAAAGCCGAGGAGGAAUAAAUGAUUUAGCUUGUGAGAAAUCGACCGAGGAAAAAGUCGGGGUGCUCGUGAGAAUUGGUGAAUGGAAUCACUUGACAGUAAUUAUUUGCCAAAAAGGAAUUUUAGUGAAUGAAGUUUAAGGAUGUCUCACGUGACGCGUUUCGUCGCUCACCAUAAAAACCGGGUGUUGCAUUCGUAACAGUAUUCGUGACCUUUUCAAGAGCGCAUAUUCGAUUUGGGACACAGUCUCUCUUUCCCGUUGAAAUGGGAAGUGUAGAAAGGACUCGAUCAUGCUGUCAUGAGAGAUACAAGGAGACAGAAUGUCUCUCUCUUGAAUGGACAAAUUAAUGAGGACAUUUUAAUUAGUGCGAGAAUGUCUUUCAUCUCUGUCCGUUCAAUGUUUAUCUUUCGUUGUCACGAUGCCAAAAAGGAUUAGCUUGUAUUUUUUCGAGUUUGUUUUCCUUUCCGAUUCCACCCGGGGCUAGAAUGUCUUCAAGUGGAUUCUGUGAAUAGAGCCAUUUUAAAAUUAAUAUAGAGAUAUAUAUAAAUAUAUAUAAAGAGAUAUUGUUAUCAACUUUAUAUACUUGUUGAAGAUAUAUCGGUCAAUUCUACCUCAUUUCAACUCAGAGCGAAUGAGAUGCUUAAGAAAUAGAUGGAGCACUUUAAGAAAAAAAUACUGGAAUCAUCGGACGUGACGUGAGUAGACCAGCGUGCAAAGCGUGACGAAGGAAUUGGGCGCUCCUCAUCAUCAUCAUCAUCAUCAUAAUCAUUAUCGUCACUGUCAACAUCAUCAUUUCGUCCACGAUGGAUUCCACUUACUCCUCCCACCCGACCCUCCCCCUGUCCUCGGAGGACGAGCCCCCCCGCCACUACCACCACCAGCAGCAAAUCCCGCUGGAACUGAUCGAUUUCCAUCGGCCCUUCGAUAUCGAAACGCGCCUGGAUGACACCUCGGAGUUCAUCGAGUGUUGCCCCCUCGAUCACACCCCCACCCUCGGCAACAAGAUCGUGGUGGUGUCGUCCUCGUCUCCCAAUUCCGGAGGCCGACCCAACGGCCUCCCGUCGUCGGAGUUCUCCGAGGAGUGCGAAAUGGACGGAAGCUACACGGAGUUCGUCGAGACCCAGUGGACGAAGGGGGCCAGCAGUAGAAGCAGCGGGAGUACUGGCAGCGGCAGUAGCAGCAGUAGCAGUAGUAGCAGUAACAGCAACAGCAGCGAGGGGGACGCAGACAGCGACAGCAAACAGGAGAGCAUCGACGCCAUCCACGAGAUCCGGAGCGAGUCGGAGAGCGCGGUGGUGAGCGCGCCCUUGCACGGGCCCUCGGUGAAGUGCGUGUGUGUCUGUAACAAGAAAGGCUGUGAAUUUAUGAAUAAACCCUACGACACGCACAGCAUACGCGAAUCCCCCGUCAGCAGGAUGUCGGUGAGUUACAAGUUAUCCACCUGGUUGAGGUCGCUGACCCGCUACGGGAGAACUCGCUCGCCUUCCAUAGACCAGGUGGAUGCCUGCUCGAAAGUGCACCCGGAAAGGAAACUCCGAAUCAUUCAGCUGUUAAAAAAGAGGCCCUCGAAGGAGCAGACGGUCACGUGUGGGGGGGUCAAGUCCGAACCGAAGGCGCUCAGUGCCAUCCGCAGAUAUAUCCCGAAGAUCGCCAUCCGAAAAACCUCCGUCAGCUCAGAUGGGUCAGAGGAAACCCUGAGGUCGUGCGAAGUGUCGGUGCCAAGGACACUGGGGGUCCUCUUAGGCCUCUCCUUUAUCCUGUUAGGUGUGACGUACGACCACGGCGUUAAGCACGGCGUGGACGACCUCUUGCAGGACUGUUGGUCGUGGCUCAGGACUAGUUAUAUGAACUUCGGGGACGAAUUCGUGUCGUACAACAGCAUCUUCUUCAGGAUGACCAACACGGACGCCUUAUACGGGGAGCCGUACCCCAGGUACGGACCGAACAACACUAAAAAAGCCGUUUCGAAUCUCACGCAAUUCCAAGAGGCCAUCAAUAACGCCGAUCCUAGAUUUCUAUUCAUAUUAGAGGGUUUGAAAUUAUCCGUCCAAAUCAACUUUUUUAGCAUUGACGAGAACAGCGAGAAGCCGAGUUCGCGAGUGAUAGUGCACGAGAAGGGUCCGCUCUUCUUUAGGAUCUCCUUCAGGAGGACGUCGGGCCUCCAGAUAGACUACGUCCCCGAGAGGUCGAGGAUGACGCUGUCCACGCCCUUCCAGGUGUACGACCUGAUGAAGAUGAUCAUCCUGAGCAACGAACUGCCCUACUUCGGGUUCCACAUGCACGACCACCACAAGACCACGCCCAAGGCGCUUCUCACCAUGAUCAUCGACAACCUCAAGAAGUUCAAGGUCGACACCACCUUCCUCUCGAGUAUUCAGGCACAGAUUGAGAAGUCGAGGAUCAAGAGGUCCCCUACGGCGGCGGCGAGUUCGAACGGCACCUUGCCGAAGGACAUCAGGGAACCGACGGAGAGGCCCACCCAGGUCACCCAGGUGUCGAGGAGCCCCCCACCCACUUCGCCUGCCCAGUCCACGACAGCUACCUUAUACAGGCAGUCGGAAUCGGGCACGACGUUGCCUUACAACAACCAGAGCACACUCAUAGCUGCCCUCGAAAGAAUACGGAGGUCGACGGAGGAACCCACGCUAGUGAAGGCGUCGUGGAAGUCUCUCGAAGAAAUAUCAAGCAAAAUAUUCCUCCCUCUUCCUCUCGAUACGAAAAAGACCGUAUUACUCCCAGUGCCGUUCAUCAGGAGGAAUCUGACGCUGAAGUACAGGCAUCAGGUGAACAUGCUCGGCCUCCCGGGCUACCAAUUCAUUUUGGGCAACGACAAGGACAAGGAGGAGCCUCACGGGAAGCCCGAGCUGUACCCGUCCUUGAGCUACUCGAGGGUCAAGGAUGGGGAGGAGCUGGACCCCACCUCCAACCCCCACAUCCAGAGGCACAAGAACAACGAGCGAAAGAAGCACCACCGCCAUUCGAAGCACCAGACCUUCCUCGACGGCGACUCGCACAGGAACGGCUUCGACGAGGUCCUGGGCGUGGUCGACCUCGAGCCUUUUCUGCUGGAGACAAUCGGUAGGUUGCUGCUCAUGGGCCGUCACCUGGAGCACUACCCUUUCUGGCUAUCAGCUCCGCAUUUCCUCUCUCUCACCAGUCGCAUCAAACACGUUAACAAAACGCACGCUCCCCCCUCGGAGACUCUGCCAUCCACGAGUUCGUCAGCCAAGGUGCCGUCCCUCGAUCAGGGCAAGCCGAAGGACGCCCCUCCCACCACAAACGCCAACAACAUCCUGGUAGGAGUGGACGGUCUGGACGCCAACGAGUCCCGUCACGGAUCGUUCAUCUAUUACCAUCCGAUUUUAGGUGUCCCCAUCAACGCCUCCCUCGCCGUCCAGGUCGGUGUCCGCCCUCCGGAGGGAAUGCUCCACGCCCAUAAACUCGUGCCGAUCCUGUGGGCUCGCGCGCAGGUCGAGGAGAUCCCGGGGACGUUAUGGUAUAUCCUGUGGGCGGCUUGUCACCUGAGAGAGACCAUAAUGGCCAUCCUCAUCAUGACGGGUAUGUUCAUCAUCACCUGUUCGCUCACCUGUGGGAAGAAGGGUAAGGGGACGAGGGAAGGUCCAAACAGUGCCUAGGUUAGGUCAGACAAAUCAUUGAUCGGUUUCAAGCGAGAAAAUUAUGUCCGACAGUUGCGUACCAAGAAGAAGAAAAAAAUACAAAUACAUACAACAAUAAAACAGAGGAAUGAGGGGUGUUCGGGCGGGCACUCGACAAACACGCAGAGAUCGUUGCCACUUGCGAAAUAGAAAGAGAUUAUUUUUUUUAUUUUCUAAACGAUACUUUUUGCAAGAUGGCAGCUCACGGACUCAAGCAAGCACUCUAGUUGAAAGAGAGUAAAAAAAGAGAUAGAGAGCGUGACGACUCUAGCUGUUAAAAAAAGUAAAAAAAAAAAAAAAAAAAGUCUUCCCCUAAAACGUGUCUCGCUCGCUUGUGGUUGAAUACAAAUCACACAGUUUAUGAUUGGCCGAUUCUCUGAGACUUGUUGUUGUUGUUGUUGUUUUGAGGCUACGCCAGGAAAUCCAGCAGCCUUCAUCCGAGAAUUCGCAACAUCCUGCCUGCAACCCCCUCUGCUCUCGACGACGUCCUAGGAUGAGAGUAGGGCGUGAAAGAAGUCCUCGAAGAAGUCUUCCUAGGGACACGGACUGACAAUCAGUGCGAUCACGAAGCCUCCAAAAUUUCCACUGAACAUGACUCCCCCAGAGCCAGUUUAAGAAAUCACCUGUGUGGUGGCUUCGGUACAUCUGCCUACCACUUGCUGCUGUUGUCAUCGCUGUGCUGGUGCUGUUCACGUGCAUCGGGAAGAGGGACGCCUACUACGUCCGCUUCUGGUAACCAUGGCAACAUCCCGACGACUGGAGCCGGCCGAGGACGUCAGAACCAACGCAGUAUCGCUGGCUCGGCUCCCGUCCGGUGAUCAUCACUUCUCUUUCGUCUGAAGAUUGUCUUGUGGACUUGCACCUGAGAAACAGACAAAGCAAUAUAUGAUACUCAAAACGACAAUAAUCUGCUUUCAGCUGAUUUGAAAGAGUUAUAACACUGGGUUUGUCUUAGUUGAAACAAACUGUGUUAAUAAUUUCCAUGAUCUGAAAUUUACACAUAUCUAACUUCAUAUAUAACACUGGGUUUGUCUUAGUUGAUAAAAACUGUGUUAAUAAUUUCCAUAAUCUGGGUUUGUGUUAAUAAUUUCCAUAAUCUGGGUUUGUCUUAUCAACAGUUGAUAAAAACUUAAUAAUUUCCAUAAUCUGAAAUUUACAUAUCUAACUUCAUAUAUAACACUGGAUUUGUCUUAGUAUAACACUGGAUUUGUCUUAGUUGAAACAAACUGUGUUAAUAAUUUUCAGAAUCUGAAAUUUACAUUAUUACAACUGUAAUAUAACAUUGGGUUUGUCUUAAUUGAUACAAACUGUGUUAAAAAUUUCCAUAAUCUGAAAUUUACAUAGCUAACUUCAUAUAACAGUGGGUUUGUCUUAGUUCAAACAAACUGUGUCAAUAAUUUCCAUAAUCUGAAAUUAACAGAUUUGUAACUUGUUAUAUUAUAACAUUGGGUUUGUCUUACUUGGGUUUGUCAUCAACUAUGUCAAUAAUUUACAGAUUUGUAACUUGUUAAAUAACAUUGGGUUUGUCUUAUUUGUAGAAAACUGUGUCAGUAAUUUCCAUAAUCAAGCUAAUGGGUUCUGUUUGAAAUUUAAGAAUUUUACUAUUGUGUCAAAAUGUUUUAAA
Macrobrachium nipponense is the source of this 6453-nucleotide messenger RNA. RefSeq lists its product as uncharacterized. Gene Ontology annotation, cellular component: membrane. The coding region runs from base 1977 to 4808 and encodes 943 amino acids. Lineage: Eukaryota; Metazoa; Arthropoda; Malacostraca; Decapoda; Palaemonidae. The record is from RefSeq and is a predicted model, not a curated record. The transcript has 3 exons.